Molecule: messenger RNA, 1741 nt
Organism: Oreochromis aureus
Lineage: Eukaryota; Metazoa; Chordata; Actinopteri; Cichliformes; Cichlidae
Product: keratinocyte-associated protein 3
Exons: 6
Coding region: 135-797 (220 amino acids)
Source: RefSeq, a predicted model, not a curated record
UGAGAUCGGUGACGUCAUACAGGAAGUAAUAUAGGGGCGUACGUGUGGUUUGGAGUUUCUGCUAUCGUGCUGUUGAACUGUAGCCUGAAAACUCUGGACAUUAUUCACAGAAAAACGUCGUUCCCUGUAGAGAGAUGUGCACUUUUGAUAAGGACAAAGGGCCAAGGAGGCUGAUGAGAAAGGGGUUGACCCUUAUAAUCAUCGGCCAUAUAAACUUCAUCUUUGGCGCCAUUGUCCAUGGUAGCAUUCUCCGCCACAUUUCCAAACCCAGCCAGCAAAUUUCUACUGAAUACACCGUGACCAACAUCAUCUCCGUCACCUCGGGCUUGCUGAGUAUUGCAACUGGGAUUAUUGCCAUUGUGGUGUCAAGGAACCUUAAUGUGCUCAAAGUGCAAAUAGGCCUCCUGAUUGCAUCAAUCCUGAAUGCUUUGCUCUCAGCAGCAUGUUGUUUCGGGCUUCUCUUUGCCAUUGGUGUCACAAUUGCCCACGAUGGGAAGGGUUUGAUGGUCGGUUGCAGUGACACACAGGUGCCCAUCAAUGCUCGGUCACCUGUUGGUGUCCGAUGUCCAUUUGAUACUACAAGGAUCUAUGAUACCACCCUGGCUCUGUGGAUCCCCUGUGCAGUGUUUUCGGCAGUUGAAGCGGGACUGUCAGUGUGGUGCUUCUUGGUGGGACUGGCUCUCAGGGGGCUGCCACCCUGCAAGAACAGCUACAUCAAAGAGCAGUUGGAGGAAGAGGCAGAGUGCUCUCCUCACAGCCGACGCCUGAUUAGGGAACGUGCGAAUCCCGAAGUGUAACUAAACAACAAGCACCAAGCACAUCUAAGAAGGCUAAAUCCCAAAAAGCAUGACUGCAUCUCUGCACAGACUGAACCAUUUCUUCUACAGUCAUUUAGGGUAGUGUUACUCCAGUAAUGUAGUGCAGGAAUGGAAUGAGUUUACUACAGUAGGCUGCUCACAGCUCCACUCUGUGUGCCUAAUUAUUGUUAAUUUAGUGAACACAUCACAAAAAACAAAAAAAAACCCCUCUUGACUGAUGGGAUUCAGCAUUCAUGCCAAUGUAAGAGACAAUAUAUACAGGUACAAAGUAAGAUAUAAAGAAUGAUUUCAGUCCUGUACCCCUACUUGACUGUUUGGGUUUUAAGUGUGCCAAUACAAAGAAACCUUUGUUCAUGAAGGAAAAACUAGCAACAAUGUUUUUAGAUUAACUCAAGUAUGUUUUAGCAUGUAUGCUUAUUUCAGCAAAAUAUAGCUUUUCGCAAUAUGUUUAGUGUUUUACUGUUUGUACAGAUUAAUUAAUCCACUGUGCUGCAUUUAAGAUGCCUUCAGCGGACCACAGAAAAUGAAGUCUUGCUGUUUAUGCAAAUUGGAAACCUAUGAUGAAGAUGAGUGUCUUGGGAUGGAGAACCCUAUUUGCUUGCUGAACAUGCCAUUGAUGUGGUUGUACUGUAUUUAAUAUGCAUUAUAAAGUGUUUUUAUAUAUUUUUUCUAAUUACAUUAUUAUUUGUCAGCUUUUUGCUUAAAUUCUGAGAAAACUUGGUUCAAAGAGAUUUAACCUAAAACUGUAGUGAGAUUAAAUUGAGUAUGCUUUUUUUUUUUUUUUAAAGUAAACGUUUUAUUGGUGGUCAUACAUUUGAAGUAAGCAGUAAUCAUGUUAAGUAAUGUCCAGAAUUUUUGGAAGCCCCUGCAUUUCACACACAUAUACUUUACUCUGUAUCAAUUAAACAUAAUGUGGACUUAAA